CGCAUGCCGCAUGCCGUCAGCCCGACCAGUCAGUCCGACUCGACAGUAAAGUUGUCCGCCUCACGCGCGGCGCGCGCGCUCCUAUCUUUUUCAUUUUCUUCGUCUCCACACAUUUUUGUAAUCUAGUCAAAAUGUAGGUUAGUGCUAAAGUGAUAUUAAAAUAGUGCAAAGCCAGUGUAUUAAAAAGUGUCUUAAUUCAAUAAUCGCUACAUGCUACGGUCCAAAGAACAAUGCUGUGGGAAAAAAUAACGUUCAGCUGGCAUCGGCACUCGUUCCCAGCUACCUACCUACCUCUCUCCCCCCGCGAACCGGGUACCGGGUUCAAUGCGCCUCUGCAUUUAUUCAUCGUUUGUGGGAAAAAUUGACCCCCGUUUUUAAAUUUUUAUUGUUAACGAAUUCACACGAUUUCGUUGUAGACUACCGCAUCUUAGAUAGCAUCUUUCGAGUUUUUUGUUUUUAUAAAUCUGUAACUGGACCUUUUUAAAUGAACCCCAUGAAUCAAGUGACAUUAAAAGUUCUUAGUUAAUUACAAAGUGAUUAGUUAAUUAGACAAGAGGAAAACAAAAUUAAAUUCACGAACAAGACAUCAAGGUUGCUUCAUUCCUCGGAACUGUAUUGUUUGUUCCGUGCUUUGCCAUGUUUGUCAAGUUUCAACUUCGUAGAAGUUAUCUCAUUGUGCAACGAGUGGGAUUCAUCUGCCUUACAAGAAUAUCAGUGUAGACGUGAAUGUGGUAAAGGGUCGUUAUGAAAAUUAAAUUUAUUUCUGUGAUUGUGUUAAACGAAAGACGGCACUGUGAAGUGGUUAUGUGAGUGAUUGAAGUGAAUGAAGAAUAGUAUUACCUGAUUUUAAAUAAAAUUAGGUAAACAUGGGCAAUCAGGGCUCGUCUCCGCACGAACCGCUGGAUCAUGUCCAAGCGCCGAAUCCUGAUUUAAAGAUGAAAUCGUCAGUCCGCAGCUCGUUGAGGCGGGCGCGUGCGGGCGCCGCGCUGUCGCCGCCGCGCGCCGGCAUGGAGCGCCUGCGUCGCUCGUUCCGCGAGUCGUUCCGCCGCCGCAAGGGCUCGCCGCCCGAGUCGGCGCGCCCGCACCAGUGGCACGCGGACGAGGCGGCCGUGCGCGCGGGCACGUGCACCUUCCCCGUCAAGUACCUCGGCUGCGUCGAGGUGUUCGAGUCGCGGGGCAUGCAAGUCUGCGAGGAGGCGCUUAAGGUCCUUCGAAAUUCGCGUCGGCGUCCGGUCCGAGCGGUGUUACACGUAAGCGGCGAUGGUCUGCGUGUGGUCGAAGAGGAAACCAAGGGGCUCAUUGUAGAUCAGACCAUUGAAAAAGUGUCCUUCUGCGCUCCAGACAGAAAUCAUGAAAGGGGAUUCAGCUACAUCUGCCGCGACGGCACGACCCGUCGCUGGAUGUGCCACGGGUUCCUGGCGUCGCGCGACUCGGGCGAGCGGCUGUCGCACGCGGUGGGCUGCGCGUUCGCGGCCUGCCUCGAGCGCAAGCAGCGCCGCGACAAGGAGUGCGCCGUCUCUAUGAGCAUCGACGCCGCUAGUCACGCGUUCACGAGACAGGGGUCCUUCCGGAAAUCGGUGAUAGGUCGGCGCGUAUCAGAAGCUGACGUGGAGCUGCCGGUAGCACCGCACGUAGCCCCCGCGCCCCCGGGCCCCCCGCCGGCCUCCGCCCCCGCCACGGGGCCCCGCGCCACGCCGCACAACCCCUUCGCGGUGGAGCGCCCGCACGCCGCGCCGCACCUGCUCGAGCGGCAGGGCUCCUUUAGGGGCUUCGCGCAUCUUAACAACAAUUCGCCAUUCAAACGGCAGAUGUCGCUCCGCAUAAGCGAGUUGCCGUCGAACGUGGAGCGACAGCGAAUGGGGCUGGGCUCACCGCAAAGCGCUCUGCCCGCACUGCCCACACAGCCCGCUGUGCCCGCACUGCCCGCUCUGCCCGCUCUGCCAGCUCUGCCCGCGGUUCCCGCUUUGCCCGCCACUCCGCCCGUGCCUGCCUUGCCCUCAUCCGCGAAUACACAGCGUUCUGAUGACGUUAUCGAGGAGGCAGUUGCCCCAGACCCGGUGGCGGAGAUGUGCCAGCAGCUAUCGCUGGGUCUGCGCGCACUGGCCGAGGAGCCGGUACCGGCGGCGGGCGGCCUGCCGCACCCCGAGGCGUGGCUGGGGCGAGUGGCUCGAGCCCCGCCUCUAGCCGCCGCGCCCCGCGCUGCGUCGUUCGCCGGGCACGCCGCCACCAACCCGUUCCUGGCGCCGGCGCUCGACUGACCCGCGGCCCCGCCCCCGCCCGCGCUCAUCGACUGGAGCCCCUCCCCGCGCGCCUCCCCCGAGCCCACCUGGCCCCCCGAACGUACAGUCCCGGCUCUUGAAUGGCGCCCCUUGCCCGCUCUCGACGAACGCGCCGCCCCGACUUCGGAUGAACCCCCAGCGAUAGACUGGCGCCCUAACACGACUAUAGAAGAUCCUGUCGCCCGGCGCCCCCCGCCCGCUCUCCCCUGGCGCCCCAAACCCGCGCUUGAGUGGUACCCCGCGCCGGCAAAUGAGUGAUCUCACUCAGGCACGAGAGUGUCGCCCGAUCACACAAUUGACCGUGAUUAUUAAACCCACCGCAAAUAAACCAAGUUUCGAUGUAUAUCUAAUUGCAAAAUCACUUGGUUUUUAGGUAGGUGGGUUGCUAUGCUGAAAUGAUAACAAUUAUCAUUGAUAGAACAAAAUGUAUGUGUGUUCCAAAUGUUUUACUGUUAUGGCGACACUCUAUUUCUUAUAACGUUUGCGGGUGGGGUUAUAUUUGAUGUUCGUAAACCGAUCAUGUACGUAAACUGAUCUGAAAUCGAAAACGUUUGAAUUACAUACUUAAACUUACUUUUGAAAUUGCCGAAAAAGUUAGCAAACUGCCGAAAAGCUAAGAUCGAGUCAUUGGUAAAAAAUAUUUAAGAAAUAAUAAUAAUCACCACUAAAAAGCUAGCCAUUGCCUUCGCUGAAUGUUUUAUUGCGUCAUAUAUAAAAAAAAAUAAGGUGAUUAGAAUUAUAUACUGUUUCGCAUUGAAUUAAAGAAAAACGAAAAUUUAAGCAGCGAACUAAUAAUAUUCAGUGUAGUAUUGCACAAGUCGUAAAUAUUAUUGACGAAGUCUGAGCUAAUUUCGUGUACUUAAAGAGAUAAAUCUACAUGAAUCAAAAAAUAAAUUCUCGUGUAGGUUUCUUUCAUCAAGUUCAGAUUAAUGUAUUAAGACCGCCAAUUAUUGUGAUUUUUUUUAACUAAAAAUAUAAUAUAAUUGUUCCUACAAUGACAGUAAUGACUGAGUUCCGAAAGAAUAACUUACGUCUGUUGAUAUUUUUUUUUAUAUUCAGCUUAUUUUUAUAUAAUGUACGUAAUUAGUCUUAAUCUUUGAGCGCUUGAAACGUUCGCUUCAAUGCGAUCUUAACGACUUAAUUCUUAAUUGUACUUAUUUUUUCUAAUACUUUACGGUAAUUGUAUCAAAUUAAUAAAUGUUUAUUGGACGUUCGACGUUGUUAUAUUAUAUAAAUGUUUUGAAGUUAAACUAGGACGCUUAUAGAUUCGUAGACCACGUUCGAGCACAGUAAUUAUAUUCCUAAUGUUUGACGUAAGCUCAGUAUCCGCUUCAAUACGUAAUCAUUCGUAGUGACGACUAACGUCACGGCGUGGUUUCCCCAGUGAAGGAAAACGGAGAAUUGCACUCCCAGUGUGAGUAAGAUAUAUGAGAAUUUGUUAUCAUGUGCCAGAUUCUAAAUGUCUAUUAAUUUAUAGAGAGAACAAAGUAAUUAUACACUUAUGGAUGUUGUACUUAACUGUUGAAACGCACCUUGCUUAAGCUCUGCACACUAGUUCUUGUAUAUUAUGUUAGAAUAAGAGUUUCUGCGAAACAUUCGUCCAUGGACAGUAUUAAAAUAGGUCCGAUCGCAUUGUCUUUACACAGUGUGGAACAAACAAAAUACAGUAUUUUAUCUUAAAGAACUGUGUGCUUUGUAAAAUAGGAUUUUUGGAUAUAUUUUCCCUUCUUUGUAUAUAAUUGUAAAUUUGUAGAUUAUUGACUUUAACACCGUUUCUGAAUCUUUGUUUACGUGUAUUUUUUAUGAGGGGUUAUUUUUAAAUAGAUAAUUUACCUUUUAAGUCGAACAAAACUGUAAUAAUAUUAUGUUCAAUUUGUUUAAAGAAUGGUGUAAGUUUAGUGUGAUUUAUUUUUAAUGUUGAUUUGUUUUCCACGUUCUUUUUUUCUUCAGAUUUCUCUGUUACUUUUAUUUAAAUAGAAUCGGUUUCUAAGAAAAAGUCGAUACAUUUGUUAUAAAAUUUUUGUUUUCGUAAUUAACAACUUGGGGUUGCAGUGUAACAGGGUUUUUUUGAAAACAAGUUUUGUUUUGCGAUAGAACCUAGUUGGUCUAUUUCAAAGAAGGCACAAUUACUUUGCACAAUUAUUGUUGUAUUUUUACAUUCCGUAUAUAAUUUUUUCGUCAAAAUAUAACCGACUAACGCAUAUCACUCGCGAGCACUGCGUACCUAUUUUUGUACUUAUUGUAAUAGAAAGAAAAAGUUAGUACUUAAUCGAUAAUUCUGAGCACGUCUAUGUAAUUCAACACUUAAUGUCAUUGCACUUGAUGUUUCUAGAAUACACAGCACAUGCACUUAAAGUAACUUUAUUAAAUGCCGAAUAAUGGGUAUCACGGAAUUGUUAUAAAAUUAGUAUUAUAAAUAAUUUAUUUUCGUAGUUCAAUUUAUUCCUACAAUCAUUGAAAUAAAGUUUUUACGGUAAGCCUUGAGACAUUUAAUUUCUCUCAAUACAUAAGAAUUACUUUCGGACAAUUUCAGCAGGACUGAAAGAGGGAUCAAUAAAAACCUGAUUAUCGUUUCAAGGUUUCCUUAUACCGUAUUCCAAUAGGUUCAGAAUUCUUAAUAUAUCCAAAGUUUGAAAAUUCCAACGGUAGUGCUGAACAAUGUUAGUUCUUUAUAAAAAAAAUUGCUCACUUCCAUGUAUAAUUUGAAGUUAUCUGUUUCCGUCUUAAUAUCGUAAGUGUCAUUAUGUACUCGUGUUGGUCUUGCAAAGAUGAACAUCAUUUUUGAAUAAAAAUAAA
Colias croceus (clouded yellow) is the source of this 5075-nucleotide messenger RNA. RefSeq names its product protein numb (gene numb). The record is from RefSeq and is a predicted model, not a curated record. The transcript is spliced from 7 exons. Lineage: Eukaryota; Metazoa; Arthropoda; Insecta; Lepidoptera; Pieridae. The coding region runs from base 867 to 2258 and encodes 463 amino acids.